AUGGAUAAUGAUAAAAAGGUUAAAUUUGUAGAAUUAACAAAAAUGUAUACUAGUAAUGAUGUACAUAAUGAAAGUUUUGUAAAAAAAACUCCUAAAAAGAAAAUGUACCAUGGAAGUUCAACAGAGUUAGAUACUUAUACGGAAGAAAAAACUUGUGAAAAAGAUAUUGAACAAAAUAUUACUGAUUCUUAUUCAAGGAAGAAUGUAAGCCAAAAAAGAAAGUCUGAAAUAAAUACCUUAGCAGAUAUUUCAUUAGGAAAUAAUUGUAGCAUGGAAAAUGAGAAUGUUCUAACUAAAAAACCGAAAAAGAAGAAAAAUCAUAAUAAAAGUUUAAAUUUAAUACAUACAAAUACCAAUCAUGAUACUGAAAUAUUUAACAGAAUGUAUGAAGAAGUUAAUGAACAAAAUAUUAAUGAUCCUGAUUACAAGAAAAAUGUAAACCAAAUAAUUAAGUCUGAAUUAAACGCUUCGUCAGAUAUUACAUUGGAAAAAAAAUGUAGCAUGGAUAAUGAUAAUGUUGUAACUAAGAAACCUAAAAAGAAGAAAAAAGAUAAAACAAGUUUAAAUUCAAUAGAAAUAAAUAACUAUAAUGAUGCAGAUCACAGAACAUAUGAAAAAGAUAAUAAACAUAUUAUUAAUGAUCCUGAAUCCGUGGAAAAUAUAACCAAAAUAAAAAUGUCCGAAAUAAAUGCUUUAACAACUAAAAAACUUAAAAAGAAGAAAAAGCACAAUAAAAGUUUAAACACCACUCUUGUAGAAGUUAAUGAACAAAAUACCAUUGAUUCUUAUUCUAGGAAGAAUGUAAGCCGGAAAAGAAAGUCUGAAAUAAAUGCUUUAGCCGAUAUUUCAUUGGGUGAUAGUUGUGGCAUUGAUAAUGAGAAUGUUCCAACUAAAAAACCAAAAAAGAAGAAAAAUCAUGAUGAAAGUUUAAAUUCAAUAGAAUUCAACACCAAUCAUGAUACAAAUAUCCAAAUAAUUGAAAGAACUUAUGAGGUAGUUAAUGAUCAAAAUAUUAAUAAUUUUGAUUUCAGAGAAAAUGUAAACCGAACAAUAAAGUCUGAAUUAAACACAUCAUCAGAAAAUAAAUGUAGCAUGGAUUAUGAUAAUGUUGCAAUUCAAAAACCUAAGAAAAAGAAAAACCAUGAUAAAUGUUUAAACUCAAUACAACUAAAUAACAAUAAUGAUGCAGUUAAUGAUUCCGAUUCCACAAAAAAUAUAAGCCAAAAAAAAAUGUCUGAAAUAAAUGUUACACCAACUAAAACACCUAAAAAGAAGAAAAAUUUAAAUUUAAUAGAAUUCAACACAAACCAUGAUACAGAAAGUCAAAUAUUUGAAAGAACGUAUGAUGAAAUUAAUGAUUCGUAUUACGGAAAAAAUUUAAACCAAAUAACAAAACCUAAAUUAAACACAUCGUCAGAUAUUUUGUCCGAAAAUAAAUUGAUCAUGGAUAGUCAUAAUGUUACAACUAAGAAACCUAAGAAGAAGAAAAAUCAUAAUAAAAGUUUAAACUCAAUAGAACUAAAAAAAAAUAAUGAUGCAAGUUUCAGAACAAAUGACAAAGUUAAUGAACAUAAUAUUAAUGGUUUUGAUUCCGCAGAAAAUAUAAGCUUAAAAAGAAUAUCUGAAUUGGAUACUUUGGAAGGUAUUUCAUUGGAAAAUGAUUUUAGCAAUGAUAAUGAAAAUGUUCCAACUAAAAUUCCUAAGAAGAAGAAAAAUCAUAAUAAAAGUUUAAACUCAAUAGAAUUAAAUACCAAUAAUGAUGCACAGUUCAGAACAUUCAAAAAAAAUAAUGAUCAUAAUAUUAAUGGUUUUGAUUCCACAGAAAAUAUAAGCUUAAAAAGAAUAUCUGAAUUGGAUACUUUGGCAGGUAUUUCAUUGGGAAAUGAUUUUAGCAAUGAUAAUGAAAAUGUUCCAACUAAAAUUCCUAAGAAGAAGAAAAAUCAUAAUAAAAGUUUAAACUCAAUAGAACUAAAAAAAAAUAACGAUGCAAGUUUCAGAGCAAAUGAAAAAGUUAAAGAAUAUAAUAUUAAUGGUUUUGAUUCCGCAGAAAAUAUAAGCUUAAAAAGAAUAUCUGAAUUAGAUACUUUGGCAGAUAUUUCAUUGGGAAAUGAUUUUAGCAAUGAUAAUGAAAAUGUUCCAACUAAAAUUCCUAAGAAGAAGAAAAAUCAUAAUAAAAGUUUAAACUCAAUAGAAUUAAAUACCAAUAAUGAUGCACAGUUCAGAACAUUCGAAAAAAAUAAUGAUCAUAAUAUUAAUGGUUUUGAUUCCACAGAAAAUAUAAGCUUAAAAAGAAUAUCUGAAUUGGAUACUUUGGCAGAUAUUUCAUUGGGAAAUGAUUUUAGCAAUGAUAAUGAAAAUGUUCCAACUAAAAUUCCUAAGAAGAAGAAAAAUCAUAAUAAAAGUUUAAACUCAAUAGAACUAAAAAAAAGUAAUGAUGCAAGUUUCAGAACAAAUGACAAAGUUAAUGAACAUAAUAUUAAUGGUUUUGAUUCCGCAGAAAAUAUAAGCUUAAAAAGAAUAUCUGAAUUGGAUACUUUGGCAGGUAUUUCAUUGGGAAAUGAUUUUAGCAAUGAUAAUGAAAAUGUUCCAACUAAAAUUCCUAAGAAGAAGAAAAAUCAUAAUAAAAGUUUAAACUCAAUAGAAUUAAAUACCAAUAAUGAUGCACAGUUCAGAACAUUCGAAAAAAAUAAUGAUCAUAAUAUUAAUGGUUUUGAUUCCACAGAAAAUAUAAGCUUAAAAAGAAUAUCUGAAUUGGAUACUUUGGCAGGUAUUUCAUUGGGAAAUGAUUUUAGCAAUGAUAAUGAAAAUGUUCCAACUAAAAUUCCUAAGAAGAAGAAAAAUCAUAAUAAAAGUUUAAACUCAAUAGAACUAAAAAAAAAUAACGAUGCAAGUUUCAGAGCAAAUGAAAAAGUUAAAGAACAUAAUAUUAAUGGUUUUGAUUCCGCAGAAAAUAUAAGCUUAAAAAGAAUAUCUGAAUUAGAUACUUUGGCAGAUAUUUCAUUGGGAAAUGAUUUUAGCAAUGAUAAUGAAAAUGUUCCAACUAAAAUUCCUAAGAAGAAGAAAAAUCAUAAUAAAAGUUUAAACUCAAUAGAAUUAAAUACCAAUAAUGAUGCACAGUUCAGAACAUUCGAAAAAAAUAAUGAUCAUAAUAUUAAUGGUUUUGAUUCCACAGAAAAUAUAAGCUUAAAAAGAAUAUCUGAAUUGGAUACUUUGGCAGAUAUUUCAUUGGGAAAUGAUUUUAGCAAUGAUAAUGAAAAUGUUCCAACUAAAAUUCCUAAGAAGAAGAAAAAUCAUAAUAAAAGUUUAAACUCAAUAGAAUUAAAUACCAAUAACGAUGCACAUUUUAAAACAUUUGAAAAAAAUAAUGAACCUAAUCUUAAUGAUUCCGAUUCCUAUUCCACUGAAAAUAUAAGCCUAAAAAGAAUGUCUGAAAUGAAUGCUUUGCCAGAUAUUUCAUUGGGAAAUGAUUUUAAUGAUGAAAAUGUUCCAACUAAAAAACCGAAAAAGAAGAGAAAUCCUAAUAAAAGUUUAAAUUUAACACAUACAAAUACUAAGCAUGGUACUGAAAUAUUUGAAAGAAUGUGUGAAGAAGUUAUUGAGUCAAAUAUGAAUAACUCUGAUACUAAGGCACUAGCAACUGCUUCACUGGAAAUUAAUUAUAGCUUAGAUAAUGAACAUCUUGCAACUAAAGAAUCUGAAAAGAGGAAAAAGCACGAUAAAAUAGCUAACAAUCUUAAUAUGCCUAUGAUCUCCCAAAACCAGAGUAGACUAAAGACUCUGCUAAAUUCCAUGGAAUUAAAUAAUUUUGAGGAAUCGUCAACUAAUAAUACCAACUUAAAUUUGAAACAUUUUAAUUUAAUAAAGUAUCUAACAAAUGGCGACCCUUCACUAAAAAAUCAUCCUAAUUUCAAACUAAUUAAUGAACAAUUGUCAAAUAAAAUCAACCUAACCAUAAAUAAAAAAUGUGAAAUAAAAGCAUCAGAUAUUUUAUUAUUAAAAGCAAUUGGAAAAAUUAUUUUGAAAAAAAUUGUUGAAAAAAUUGAUUCUGCACAGGAUAUGAAAGAUUUAGUUAUUAAAUUACCACCUGAAUGUAUGAAAAAUAAAAUUCAUUUUAUUGAGACUACUUUAAGUAGAUUACCAAAUAAAAGCAAAAUGGAUAUUAUAAAGAAGCACAAUCCUCUGAUCAAACUAAGAGUAUUUAAUAAAGAUGAAGAUAAUAUGAUUCGAGAAUAUUGGUCAAAAUUUCAAAAGGAAUACAAUAUUUCAAAUAUUCUACCAUUCUUAUCUAAUGGUUUGGAAAUGGCUUUGAGUCCUACAGAAAGAUUACAAUUUAUUCGUUAUAUAUCUGCUGGACUUCCUAACCGAUUAUUAUAUUCCGUUUUUAAUAGAUUCAAUAUUUUGUUUAAUGAAUACCAAGACAAAACAUGUUUUAGUGAAGAAGAAGACCAAUUAAUUAUAAAAGUAGACCAAUGUGAUGCAAUAAAAAACAAAUUUUCUGUAUUAAGUUUAAUUCUAAACCGAACUAGAUUACAACUUUACAGAAGACAUGAAGUUUUAAAAAAUCAACAUAUAAAACGUGAAAAAUUUAUGUGGGACGAUCAAAAGCGGCAAGAACUAUUAACAAAUAUUCUAUUAGAAACAAAUACAGAACAUUGGACACAAUUGAAAAAUCUAACAAUAACAAAGGAUAUAUUGAUUAAAGUUGCAAAAAACCUCGGAAAAAAUAUUACUUAUGAUAAAGUUAGACAUCAAUGGAACUAUUUAUAUACCAUGUUAUUUUGUGAAGAACCUAUUUUAAUGUCAACGUUCAACUUAACUGUGUUAAAAUUAUUAGAACAGAUAAAUCCUAAGCACUGGUCGGAUUUGAAUUGGAUAGAAAUAACCAAUAAAUUGUAUCCAGGUGCAAAAAGUAAAGUUAUUUGUAAGUUUUUCCAUGAUUGGAUUGAUAAUAAUGUCCCAGCAGACAUAAAAAAAAACGUUAGAGAUACUUUGCAUUAUUUAAAAAAGCACCAAGUGGAUAAAUUAAUAACAAGAAUUAAUAAACAUGGUGAAAGAGAAUUUCCUAGGUAUAAAGUUGAAGAUUAUGAUUUAUUAGUUAAAAUAAAUGAUUAA
This is a messenger RNA of Macrosiphum euphorbiae (potato aphid), 5112 nucleotides long. Lineage: Eukaryota; Metazoa; Arthropoda; Insecta; Hemiptera; Aphididae. The record is from the annotation of a GenBank genome assembly.